Betta splendens (Siamese fighting fish) is the source of this 821-nucleotide messenger RNA. It is a transcript of the gene arpc3, whose product is annotated as actin related protein 2/3 complex, subunit 3. The transcript is spliced from 7 exons. NCBI's taxonomy places the organism in Eukaryota, Metazoa, Chordata, Actinopteri, Anabantiformes, Osphronemidae. The record is from RefSeq and is a predicted model, not a curated record. Gene Ontology annotation, biological process: Arp2/3 complex-mediated actin nucleation; regulation of actin filament polymerization. Gene Ontology annotation, molecular function: actin filament binding. Gene Ontology annotation, cellular component: Arp2/3 protein complex; cytoskeleton. The coding region runs from base 131 to 667 and encodes 178 amino acids.
UCAAUGCGCUGCAUGACACGUGUCCACUUCCUGUAAGUCUGAAGGGCGUGUGUGAGGCGGAAGCAGGCUUCUGCAGUGCUGGUAUUUUUUUUCCUCCGCUGAGCAGUUGGACUGAUAUCUGUCACUCAACAUGCCGGCGUAUCAUUCAAGCUUGAUGAGCCCUGAAACCAGGCUGGUGGGGAACAUGGCUUUGCUCCCCCUCAAAACCCAGUUCAAGGGACCGGCCCGAGGAGAUGGUGUUGAGUCAGACAUCAUUGAUGAAGCUAUCUACUACUUCAAAGCCAAUGUUUUCUUUAAGAACUAUGAAAUCAAGAAUGAGGCAGACAGGACGCUGAUCUACGUCACACUCUACAUUUCUGAGUGCCUAAAAAGGCUACAGAAGUGCAGCUCCAAAGGCCAGGGAGAGAAAGAGAUGUACACUCUGGGCAUCACAAACUUCCCCAUUCCUGGAGAACCAGGCUUCCCCCUCAAUGCUAUGUAUGUUAAGCCUGCAAACAAGCAGGAGGAAGAGACCAUGAGAGCAUACCUGCAGCAGAUCCGCCAGGAGACUGGACUGAGGUUAUGUGACCGUGUGUUUGACCCCCAGACAGACAAACCCAGCAAAUGGUGGGUUUGCUUUGUGAAGAGGCAGUUCAUGAACAAAAGUCUGUCUGCUCCUGGACAGUGAGUAACUCAGGAUCAACAUUUGAAAGAGGGGCGGCUCUUUGUUGGGUGGGAGGGGAGGUGUGUACUUUUUGUGUUGCUAAAAGAUGAUUUUAUACAGUUAGAACAUGUCUUGGCCAUGGUGAGCUGGUGCUUAAUUCAAUAAAGCAAUCACGUGA